AUGUCCCAGACAGUGGCACUGACCGGCCCCUCGCCCUGGGGCUUCCGGCUGGUGGGGGGCAAGGACUUCAGCACCCCGCUGACCAUCUCCAGGAUUAAUCCUGGGAGUAAGGCAGCCAUGGCUAACCUGUGCCCCGGAGAUAUUAUUCUGGCAAUUAAUGGAGAGAGCACAGAAAAUAUGACUCAUCUAGAAGCACAAAACAAGAUCAAAGCAUGUAUGGACCAGCUGAUGCUAUCUGUGAACAGGGCUGAAGGCAAGACUUGGUCUCCUAAUAUUCUAGAAGAUGGAAAAGCACAAGCUUACCGGAUCAACAUAGAGUCAGAAUCACAGGAUAAUGGGCCCACUCAGAGCCGAAGACCAGUGCCCUACGCUCCCGGAGGGAGCCCCACUGACAACAAACAGAUGUUGAACUUACAGUACAAUAAUCCAACGCGACUCUAUCCAAAUAACAAUGUCGAAUCCAGUUUGCCAGCACAGAUGAGUGGUCUCCAUAUUGCUUCGCCACACAGCGCCGACCCUUUAAAACCUCUCCCGAGAAGCAGAAAUGGGAUUGACAUGGAGUCAGAUGUGUACAAGAUGCUCCAGGAUUAUGAAAAGCCAGCAUCGGAGCCUAAGCAGUCUGGAUCGUUCCGGUAUUUGCAGGGCAUGUUAGAAGCCGGAGAGAAUGGUGAAAAACUCGACCGACUCACUGGCCCAAGAAACAUCAAAUCUCCAGUAUCAAAACUUGGUGGUGCCAUGUCUGGAUUGCAGAUGCUUCCUGAGUGCACCAGAUGUGGAAAUGGGAUCGUAGGGACCAUUGUCAAAGCUCGGGACAAGCUCUACCACCCAGAAUGUUUCAUGUGCAAUGACUGUGGCCUAAACCUGAAGCAGAGGGGAUAUUUCUUCAUCGAGGAGCAGCUGUACUGCGAAACGCACGCAAAGGAAAGGGUUAAGCCCCCCGAAGGAUAUGAUGUUGUCGCUGUUUAUCCAAACGCAAAAGUCGAACUUGUCUAAGUGCAUACUCUAUUCCUGGAGAGGUCAAAAGGCAACUCGCCCACCCACACGCACGCCACUAGUUUUAAAAUAUGUCUGUAAUCAACUCCGAUUACUAGCGUCUCAGUAAAAUGCCUAUUCAGAGAUAAAGCGGUUUACACUAGGGAUCUCAAGGGGAUGGUGUUGAAAGCAUAUGAACAGAUUUUUUCCUUCCUUUUGACGCUCUGCUUUUGGGUUGUUGUGCUGGGGGGUUUUAAAUAAGUUCUGCCAUGGCCUUGUCCAAGUUCUGUGUAAAUACUGAUUAAUGUUCUACUAUGUUUCAUAUAAAACCAGUAUUCUUUUUUUUCUCUUCAUUUUAAAAUGUAAGGAAAACAUUUUAAAAGCUCAAAGGAAAUAAGGCACUUUAACAAGAGAAACUAACUUUUAUUGCAUUGCUUUAGAUCCAUACCUUUCAGUAACACAUUGAGACCAUGUGGAAGCUAUGUUCCUGCAAUGCAGCACGGUGGUGGGGUGGAGAGAGUUUCAGACAAGAUCUGAUAUUAAGCAGAGAUGACUGUCCUGGGCAAAAAUGAUCUUUUUAAAAAGCAGCCACAGUGAAAUUCACUAGUUACAUGACAUGGCAUUGACGUGAUCUACAGACCUGAUCCAGGUUUCAAUCAAAAAGGAUUGUGCACCUACAUUCUGCUAUAACAGUGGUUCUCAAACUUUUGUACUGGUGACCCCUUUCACAUAGCAAGCCUCUGAG
Terrapene triunguis (Three-toed box turtle) is the source of this 1717-nucleotide messenger RNA. It is a transcript of the gene PDLIM4, whose product is annotated as PDZ and LIM domain 4. Gene Ontology annotation, cellular component: filamentous actin; adherens junction; stress fiber. The transcript is spliced from 7 exons. Gene Ontology annotation, molecular function: muscle alpha-actinin binding; actin binding. The record is from RefSeq and is a predicted model, not a curated record. Gene Ontology annotation, biological process: heart development; actin cytoskeleton organization; muscle structure development. Lineage: Eukaryota; Metazoa; Chordata; Testudines; Emydidae. The coding region runs from base 1 to 993 and encodes 330 amino acids.